Ambispora leptoticha is the source of this 237-nucleotide messenger RNA. Lineage: Eukaryota; Fungi; Glomeromycota; Glomeromycetes; Archaeosporales; Ambisporaceae. The record is from the annotation of a GenBank genome assembly.
GGAAACGAUCAGCAAAAAACAAUCACGAAUACUUCUUUACCAGCGGAGGAUCUUGACGAUUCUGAUGAAAUUGAGCUUACUAAAAAUCAAAAUAUAGAAUUAGAUUUAAUACAAGAUUUACGGAAUAGUAUGCUUAUUGUUACACCUGAUCCUAUAGAAACACCUCCCGAAGAUAUCGUGGAUAAUGGGCAGAGCCCAGACUCUUUGAGUCAUGAAAAAUCAUCAUCUAGCCACUCU